Messenger RNA from Trichoderma gamsii, 2247 nucleotides. Its product is annotated as Atypical/ABC1/ABC1-A protein kinase. Gene Ontology annotation, biological process: ubiquinone biosynthetic process. The coding region runs from base 1 to 2247 and encodes 748 amino acids. Gene Ontology annotation, molecular function: kinase activity. The transcript has a single exon. Lineage: Eukaryota; Fungi; Ascomycota; Sordariomycetes; Hypocreales; Hypocreaceae. Gene Ontology annotation, cellular component: extrinsic component of mitochondrial inner membrane. The record is from RefSeq and is a predicted model, not a curated record.
AUGGGUUUUGUGGAUUUUGCGAUUGACCUGGCGGCAGUGCUCAGCGCCUCCCGGUCUGUCGCAUCCAAGCAUGUUGCUCUUCGCGGCCGGCAGCUCGAUGUCUAUAGCAGGACGUCGAGUGUUGGGGCGAUACUGAGGAGUCGGGAUGCUGCCGCCGCCGCUGCUGCUACGGAUUCAGUGACGACAGAAGCGACGGAGAAGAGAAAGGAGCCAGAUAGUGGCAAUGAGGCUACAAACAACGAGUUUGUGAAUGCCACAGAGGCUACUGGCAAGAAGAGUUCACAGUCUGCGGCACCAUCUACAACGGCUCCUGAAAGGCCAAAGCCUACGGACUUCAAGCCCCGCGAGCAGCCUAUUUUCAAGACUUCAGGUCCAGAUAGCGACUUCGUUCGACAAAGGCUGCAGCAGGCGUCUGCCCCUCCACCAACUAAAGAUGAGCUCAAUGCGGAAUUGGGUGCACCUGAAGGCGUUGACGUCAACAUCUUUCAUACUACACGAGGCUCUCAGAUCUUGGAUUCCUUACGCAAGCAGAGAAAACAAGCAGAGAGUCAGACAACGGCCUCUUCUGGUGGCGCCGCGAAGGAGCAUCCCCUGCGACAUUGGCCGCCACCACAUUCUCCUCCCGUUGAGUCUAUUGAUGCUUCAGCUUCUACGCCUCCAGCCGCUCCUGAAGCCAAGAAUAGCAACAUUGAAGAUAUUGAGCGCAAGUCUCAGCAGCCGGAUGUACAGCAACCAGAAUCUUUAGAUCCUGCAGUGUCGGGGCCAAAUAGUGCGCCACCUGAACCACAGCCCGCGACGGAGCCCGUUUCUAUCGAAAAGGAGCGUUCAGACGCUAGCAAGGUAGAUCAGGAAAUGGUUGAAACCGUGAAAGCAUCAGUUCUUCCUGAAACACCACAAACAAACGUGCACACUUAUCAACUACGGGAAUCAAAAGUACCGGCCACCCGAUUUAGUCGAAUACUAAACUAUGGCGGCCUAGCAGCCGGAAUGCUGGGCGGAGCCGUGACAGAGAGCAUGAACAGGGCCUUUGGAGGUGGUGGUGAAGGAUCCGUGCUACUCAGCGGCGGCAACAUGGAGAGAUUGGUCGCAAAGCUAUCUCGCAUGAGGGGUGCUGCGUUGAAGCUAGGCCAAAUGAUGAGCUUCCAGGAUUCGAAAAUGCUACCGGCCCCUCUUCAGGAAGUGCUCCAACGGGUUCAGGACCGAGCUGACUACAUGCCGGCAUGGCAGCGGGACCGGGUUCUGGCUAGCAAUCUCGGGUCUGAGUGGCGGGACCUAUUCAGUGAAUUUGAAGAGAAGCCAAUUGCCGCCGCGUCAAUAGGCCAGGUACACAAAGCCGUUCUCAAAUCGAACGGGAAGCGAGUGGCGGUCAAGAUUCAGUUUCCUGGCGUGGCAGAUUCUAUCAAUUCUGAUCUAGACAAUCUUGGCAUCUUGCUCACGGCCACGAAACUACUUCCCAAGGGCCUCUAUUUAAAUAAGACAAUUGACAAUGCUAGGUUGGAGCUGGGGUGGGAAUGCGACUAUUUACGCGAGGCGGAAUGCGCCAACCGUUACAAGCAGCUCCUUCGAGGCGAAGAAGACGUUUUCGAAGCCCCGGACGUGUACCCAGAAGCUUCUGGCAAGCAAGUCUUGACCAUGGACUUUCUCGACGGCAUUGGCGUGACAAGGGUAAACUCGUUUACUCAAGAGCAGCGUGAUUGGAUCGGUACGCAGAUUCUUCGACUCUGCUUACGGGAGAUUACAGAGUUCAAGUUUAUGCAGACGGACCCCAACUGGACCAACUUCCUCUACAACGCCGCAACGAACAAGCUUGAGCUCCUCGACUUUGGCGCUUCUCGGGAGUUUCCGGAAGAAUUCAUCUCGCAGUACGUGCGACUGCUUGAGUCUGCCUCACGGUCUGAUCGAGAGGGUGUGAAGAGGUUUUCGGAAGGUUUGGGCUACCUGACAGGCCACGAGAGCAGGACGAUGCUGGACGCUCACAUCCAAUCGGUGCUUACGCUGGCGGAGCCGUUCCUGGACUCAGCCCCCGAGGUUUACGACUUCAAGGACCAGACCAUCACAGAGCGAGUGAAGGCACUCAUCCCAGUCAUGCUUCACGAACGAUUAGCUCCACCGCCUGAGGAGACGUAUAGUCUGCACCGGAAACUGAGUGGUGCUUUCUUGCUGUGCGCGAGACUGGAGAGCAAGGUGAGGUGCCGCGACUUGUUUGCGAACAGUGUGGCUAGGUCGGGCUAUGUUGAGAGGACUUGA